ACGGUACCUUUUUAGUUGACAAAGAUUUCACCCGUGCAUAUCGGGGCUGCAGCUUUUACAGUUGCGCAGAAAUGUCGUGGGACUUCUUUGUCCCCUUGUCCGUGGGGGACCUUGUAAAGACUGGGGGGAUCAACCAGUACGUGGUUCAAGAUGUGGUUUCCCCAAAACAGCUGCCGUCUCAGCUCAGUAGAUUCAAGGCUGCACUGAGAAGCCAGGGACCUCUGUGUAUAUUGGAACAUUUCGACACAGGCUACAGCGUGUUGCAGAACUUCAAUUCGUUGGAGUUGAGGGUUAAAGAGGACACCCUUGAAUUACUUGUACAAGUGGUUAACGGACUGGCUGUUUCCCUGCCAACACUCCUCAGCUCCACUUCCCUUUCAGCUGCAGAACGUAAAGAAAACCUUAAUGCGGUCAAAAUGAGCGUCUUCCUGCUUUGCAAACUCACUGAAAGCCUCGAAAGCCUCUCUUGUAGGCAGAAUAUUGUCACAGCACCUGGAAAGGGUGGUAAAAAAGGUAAAUCAGGGGAAGGACUGCUACAGUGGGAUUCUGAGAGAGAGACGGUCCUGCAGGCCCUCAUUCAGCUCCUUCAGCUGGAUAUCCGUUCCCUCUGGAGUCUCUCUCUGGUAGAAGAGGAGUUUAUCAGCUGUGUGACCUGUUGCUGCUACAAGCUUUUAGAGAACCCAACGAUCAGCCAUGUCAAGAGCAAACCAUCAAGAGAUUGUAUAAUUCACCUCCUUGGGGUUCUGAUCAAGAAGUACAAUCACCUCUUGGGUGCUAGUGUGAAAGUGAUUCAAUUGCUACAACACUUCGAACAGUUAUCAUCCGUAUUUGCACAAGCUGCAUCUGUGUGGAGCACAGAGUAUGGUGUCAGAUCCAUUAUUGGAGAAGUCAUAAGAGAAAUCGGUCAGAAGUCAAGUGAAGAACUUGCCAGAGAGGGGUCAGGUGUGAAAGCCUUUGCCUUGUUCCUCUCAGAACUUGGUACUCUGGUGCCUGAAUUAAUAAUCCCCAACAUCAGUGUCCUCAUUUCACACCUGGAAGGAGAGAGCCACACAAUGCGUGUAGCAAUCUGUGAGGUGCUGGGAGACAUCCUCGUGCGCGUCCUGUGCGGCGAUGGGUUAGAUGAGUCUGGCAAAGCUGACCGCGACCGCUUCUUUGACAUCUUGCAGGAACAUCUGCACGACACGCACUCUCACGUCAGAGCACGUGUGCUGCAGGUCUACACACGUAUCGUCAAUAGCAAAGCGUUGCCCUUGUGUAGGUACAGUGAAGUGAUGGAGCUCGGUGUCGGACGACUGAUGGACAAAUCUAUCAACGCGGUGAAAAGUGCCAUCCAGCUGCUGGCAGCCUUCAUCGCACACAAUCCAUACAGCUGCAAGCUGAGCAGCGCAGAUCUGAAGAAACCUUUAGAGAAAGAGACUGCUAAGCUCAAAGAAAUGAAAGAGAACCUGAAAGGGGAAGCACCUGUCGCGGUGAUCAGAGCAUCUGAGCUGUGGGCUGCCAUGGAGCCUGAGCUCCUUGUUACAGUCAGGACAGCUGUGGAGCCCACAAGUGAAACAGAGAAAGAGCAGCAUGAGGAAGAGGAAGACAGGGAUGUGGAGGAAGACAAGCCUGCAGAAGACGACAGAGAAACUGCAGUGAUGAUAGCACAGCUCCUGCGCAUCAACAAAUACAGGAAUGCUGUCAAACUUUGUGUAAGAGCUCAUAGUUGCUUCCCAGAAUCCAAGAUGUUUGCCUCCUUGUCCACACUCACCCCCGAGAAUCUGAUGGAAACGCUGGCUUUUAUUUUUAAAGGCUCUGGUGAAGAAGCCUCUGAACUCAGCCAAAAUUUGCCACCUACCCCAGAGAAAACAGGAGAAAAAGAGGGGGAGGAUGGAGAGCUUAAAAAGCAGGAAAUGUUGGUGCAGUACUUGAAAGACACAGAAACUUUUGCCUUACAAGUGGAGAGGGCGAUUUCUACCAUUAACACCAUGCUCUACUGGAAAACAGCCUCAGUGGUCCAAGAGGCCGUGCAGUUCUGUGUGACUGUGUGCGAGUUCGGUGUUGCUAACUCCAUCAGUGGAGUGAGGAAGAUGCUGCCUCUGGUCUGGUCAACUGAUACUGCCAUUAAAGAUGCUGUGGUUCAGGCCUACAGACGUCUUUACUUGAAUCCACAAGGAGACGCAAUCAGGAUGAAAGCCCAGACUCUUGUUGAUAGUCUCUCUGAGCUGAUGGUUGAUGCAUCUCUGGGCACCAUCCAGUGUCUUGAGGAAAUUGUGCAGGAGUUCUUUGCCAGCGGCAGCAAUCUCCAAUCCACAGUCAUUCAGGUCUUGUGGGAGAGAUUUACUGGUAAACGGGAAGCUUCCGUCUUAAACAAGAGAGCUGCGGUGUUACUGCUGGGCAUGGCAGCACGGGCAGAGAGAGAAGUGGUGCUCGGUAACUUGGACACACUUUGCUCAGUGGCUCUGGGUGAAAAAGUGACUGAAGAUUUCCUUCUAGCACGAGACACAGUUCUCACCAUCUGCAGCAUCACUGAUCAUGUCAGGCAAUCCAAAGGAGCUCCGUUCAGAUUGCCCCAGGACCACCAGCUCUUCACCUGCCUGACUCAGGCUGUUGCUGAAGGUGUGGUGAUGGAAGACCCUUACUGGCAGUGUUUUAUGGAACAGGCUGUCCGUCUCAUCUACUUCCUGGCUGAAUCCCCAGACCAGCUGUGCUCCCGGCUGCUCCAGCGAAGCGCUCGCCUCUUACUAGAUCAGAUUGUAGAAGGUGGCGAAGUCAAUAAGGACGUCAGCCAAACGCAGGAUGGAUCUCAGGAGACCAAUGAACAAAGUGAACAAGUGAACUGUGUGUGUCUGGCCCAGCUGCUGGCUUUGUGUGGAAGCGUGGCUUUUUGGCAGGUGUCUCACCUUGAGCGCAGUGUGAGCACCGAGCUGCGGAGGAGGAGAGGAGUGACGGCGGAGAAGGAGGAGAAGGAAAAAGGACCUGCCAGUAAAUCUAAGGUGUCCAAUGAAAGUGCUAUGGAAGAAGAGCUUGGGUUGAUCGGUGCCUCUGCCGAAGACACAGAAGCUGAACUCAUCAGAAAAAUCUGUGAAACAGAAUUACUAGCUGAGGAGAACCUGCUGAGUUCUUUCCUUCCAAUGCUGGUGAAGGUCUGCAGCUCCCCAGGACGUUAUUCCCACCCUCAGCUCACCACUGCUGCAUGUCUGGCUCUCUCUCAAUACAUGAUGAUAAGCCCGUCAGCGUGUGAAGAAAAUAUCCGUCUCAUGUUUACGGUGCUGGAACGAUCUACUCUCCCUGUGGUUAGGGCCAAUGCCAUCAUAGCACUGGGAGAUCUGACUGUCCGUUUCCCAAAUAUCUUGGAGCCCUGGACACAGAAUCUGUAUGCAAGGCUGAGUGAUGAGGUUCCUUCAGUGAGGAUGACUGCUGUGACAGUUCUUACUCAGUUGGUGCUAAAGGAUGUGCUCAAGGUCAAAGGUCACGUCAGCGAGGUUGCUGUGCUGCUAAUUGACCCAGAGCCGUACAUCUCCAGCCUGGCUCUGAACUUCUUCAAUGAGCUGGCCACAAAGGACAACGCCAUCUACAACUUGCUGCCAGACAUCAUCAGUCGACUGUCCGAUCCGGAGAGAGGCAUGAGCUCGGAGGACUUCAACACCAUCAUGAAACAACUGUUCUCCUACAUCACUAAAGAAAGACAGACUGAGUCUCUAGUUGAGAAACUCUGCCAGCGCUUUAGGACUGCAAAGACGGAGCGACAGUGGUGCGACGUGGCCGUGUCCCUGUCUCUGCUUUCAAUGUGCGAGCGUGGUUUUAAGAGGCUGCAGGAAUGCUGGGAGUGUUACAGUGACAAGCUGACUGAGCCUGGAGUCUACCAGCCCCUGCUGUCCAUCACUGCCAAGCUCCGCCGUGGAGCCAAGCUUCAGUUUAAGGCUCAGGUGGAGGAGUUUGAAAAGCGUCUAACAGCCGUUCACACCCGGGGCUUGGAGAAUGUGGAAAGUCCUGAGAUGGAUGAGGAGAACCAAAACGGAGGCGUGCCCACCGAGAAGACGGCCGCAAAAACUCCUCUGCCCGCCAGAGGUCUUUCCCGCUAUGGUGAUGACAGCUUUGUCACUCCUCGGAAAUCUCGCAAGGCCAAGAAGCCCAUGAUCACCUUCAGCAGUGAUGAAGAGGAGGAUGAUGAAGACGCUGUUUUGGCAGAAAGUGAGACGCCUAAAGUGACGACACCAAUCGCGCGCUCUUCUCGACGAACUCGUCUCAGAAACUGAUUGCUUGUUCUGUCUUCUUUGUCUCUCUUUUUUUUAUAUAUAUAUUUUUUAUCAAAGAAAUGCUCGAUU
This is a messenger RNA of Nematolebias whitei (Rio pearlfish), 4307 nucleotides long. RefSeq names its product non-SMC condensin I complex, subunit D2 (gene ncapd2). Gene Ontology annotation, biological process: meiotic chromosome condensation; mitotic cell cycle; mitotic chromosome condensation. The transcript is spliced from 32 exons. Gene Ontology annotation, cellular component: nucleus; condensed chromosome, centromeric region. The record is from RefSeq and is a predicted model, not a curated record. Lineage: Eukaryota; Metazoa; Chordata; Actinopteri; Cyprinodontiformes; Rivulidae. Bases 72 to 4238 code for a protein of 1388 amino acids. Gene Ontology annotation, molecular function: histone binding.